Molecule: messenger RNA, 427 nt
Organism: Staurois parvus
Lineage: Eukaryota; Metazoa; Chordata; Amphibia; Anura; Ranidae
Source: the annotation of a GenBank genome assembly
CAUCAGGCUGGGCAGCGGGCACCGGAACAUCAGGCUGGGCAGCGGAACAUCAGGCUGGGCAAUGGGCACCGGAACAUCAGGCUGGGCAGCGGGCACCAAGUCAUCUGGCACGACAGCGGGCACCGAGUCAUCUGGCUCGACAGCGGGCACCGAGUCAUCUGGCAGAACAGUGGGCACCGAGUCAUCUGGCACGACAGCGGGCACCGAGUCACCAAGCUCGACAGCGGGCUCCGGGCAUCAGGCUGGAGCAUGGGCACCGGGGCGCCAAGCUGGACCACGGGCACCGGGUCAUCAGGCUGGAUCGGGUCAUCAGGCUGGAUCGGGUCAUCAGGCUGGAUCACGAACACCGGGUCAUCAGGCUGGAUCGGGUCAUCAGGCUGGAUCGGGUCAUCAGGCUGGAAAGCGGUUUCUCAGACAGCAGGCUGAC